This is a messenger RNA of Halichondria panicea, 2133 nucleotides long. Its product is annotated as endoplasmic reticulum chaperone BiP-like. Bases 94 to 2046 code for a protein of 650 amino acids. Gene Ontology annotation, molecular function: ATP binding; ATP-dependent protein folding chaperone. Gene Ontology annotation, biological process: endoplasmic reticulum unfolded protein response. NCBI's taxonomy places the organism in Eukaryota, Metazoa, Porifera, Demospongiae, Suberitida, Halichondriidae. The record is from RefSeq and is a predicted model, not a curated record. The transcript is spliced from 4 exons. Gene Ontology annotation, cellular component: cytoplasm; nucleus; membrane.
ACGAGUUGUAUAACUGUCACUGGUUUGAGUCUCAACCACAAACUGAGUUUUCUUCUUGAAUUUUUCACCAAAGAAAGAGAAGUAGGAUCUGAGAUGAGAUUACUUGUACUUACUUGUCUCGUGGCACUUGCCCUGGCUGGAGAUGAUAAGGAAGAUGUUGGAACAGUCAUCGGCAUUGAUCUAGGAACAACCUACUCUUGUGUGGGUGUGUAUAAGAAUGGUCGUGUGGACAUCAUAGCUAAUGACCAAGGUAACCGCAUCACUCCCUCCUAUGUGGCCUUCACUGCUGAUGGGGAGAGGCUGAUUGGAGACGCUGCUAAGAACCAGCUCACCUCCAAUCCAACCAACACUGUCUUCGAUGCCAAAAGAAUGAUUGGGCGCACUUGGGACGAUUCAAAUGUUCAGAAAGAUAUCAAAUAUUGGCCAUUCACAGUUAAACAGAAGAACAAGAAGCCUCAUGUCCAAGUUGACGUCAAGGGUGAGAGUAAGAUGUUUGCCCCUGAGGAAAUCAGUGCAAUGGUGCUGGGCAAGAUGAAGGAGAUAGCUGAAGAGUACCUAGGUCACAAGGUUACACACGCUGUCGUCACAGUCCCUGCUUACUUCAAUGAUGCUCAAAGACAGGCCACUAAAGAUGCCGGCGUCAUUGCUGGUCUCAAUGUCAUGAGGAUUAUCAACGAGCCAACUGCUGCUGCCAUUGCUUAUGGUAUGGAUAAGAAAGAUGGAGAGAAGAACAUUCUAGUAUUUGAUCUUGGCGGUGGUACCUUCGAUGUGUCUCUGCUCACUAUUGAUAAUGGAGUCUUUGAAGUAGUUGCCACCAAUGGAGACACACAUCUUGGAGGAGAGGACUUUGAUCAACGUGUCAUGGACCAUUUCAUCAAGCUCUACAAGAAGAAGACAGGCAAGGAUAUACGCGGUGAUAACAGAGCUGUGCAGAAACUGAGAAGAGAGGUGGAGAAGGCAAAGAGGUCACUUAGUAACCAGCACCAAGCCAGGAUUGAGAUCGAGUCAUUCUUUGAUGGUGAAGAUUUCUCUGAGACACUGACUAGAGCAAGGUUUGAGGAACUCAACAUGGACCUGUUCAGAUCCACACUCAAACCAGUACAACAAGUCCUCGAAGAUGCUGAUCUCAAGAUAGGAGAGAUCGAUGAAGUCGUACUAGUCGGUGGCUCUACACGUAUUCCUAAAAUCCAACAACUUGUAAAGGACUUCUCUGGUGGCAAAGAACCUAACCGUGGCAUUAACCCUGACGAAGCUGUGGCGUAUGGUGCUGCAGUACAAGCCGGUAUCUUGAGUGGAGAGGACCAAGCUAGUGGACUGUUAUUGCUUGACGUCAACCCCCUCACUAUGGGAAUAGAAACCGUGGGAGGUGUCAUGACCAAGCUCAUCCCUAGAAACACCGUUAUCCCUACUAAGAAAUCUCAGAUAUUCUCCACAGCUUCUGAUAACCAACCAACCGUCACCAUCCAGGUGUUUGAGGGAGAGAGACCAAUGACAAAAGACAACCAUCUUCUGGGAAAGUUUGACCUGAACAGCAUCCCACCUGCGCCCAGAGGAGUGCCACAAAUAGAAGUGACGUUCCAAAUUGAUGAGAAUGGCAUCUUAACAGUGACUGCUGAAGACAAAGGAAGUGGAAACACGGAAGCAAUCACCAUCACCAACGAUCAGAACAGACUUACUCCAGAAGAUAUCGAUAAAAUGAUCCAAGAUGCUGAGAAAUUUGCUGAAGAUGACAAACUUGUAAAAGAGAAAGUUGAAAGCAAAAUUGAACUAGAAAGUUACGCAUACUCACUCAAAAACCAACUCAGUGACAACGAAAAGCUUGGUGGCAAACUAUCAGAGGAAGAAAAGAGCAAAAUCUCAACAGCUGUUGAAGAAGCGAUUGAAUGGUUGGACAGUAAUCCUGAGGCUUCAACGGAGGAGUACAAAGACAAGAAGAAGUCCGUCGAAGAAGUUGCUAAUCCUAUCAUCUCUAAACUGUACGAGCAAAAUGCCCCACCCCCUCCUUCUAAUGAAGAUGGUGCCGACUAUGACAAGGACGAACUCUGAACCCUCUUAGGGACAGUUUAAUAGGGAACUUAUUAGCUUUUAAUUAUAACACACUGUUGUUAUUCAUGAUUAAUAUUCCGCACUGUG